AUGUCGAAAGAAAAACUUAUUCCUUACUCUGAUUAUUUCGACGAAUAUCCUACUGAUAGUUGGUCCUACUCAAGCUUUAUACGCUACGCCUUUAACAAAAGGUUGCUUCCGCCUAACCCCGUAAAAGUCUACAAGAAGUGUCUGGAUUUUAUCGAGCAAAAGUACGACUCUUUGAAGCGCUCAAAGGCAAUUUCACUAAAGAAAUCGUUCAAGCCAGGUCAAUACUAUACGGAGUGUCCUCGCGCCACUCUGGCAUUCCUUGGCGUGUUGCUACUAUUGUGCUCUAUUAGACAAAGCAUCGAUACUAUACAGAGUGCCCUCGCGCCACCCUGGAUUGGCAAAAAAAUGGAAGGAGAAUGGUUGGCUAGUCUUAAUAAAUUAGCAAAAAAUGAAGAAAUCGAAGAGUACGAAUAUCAUGCGUCGCUAAAUAAAGAUGAAGAGACGAGAACCACCUCAACUGAUCCGAUAAUAGAUACAAAAGGCGAAGACGUAUUUAAUCAACCGCCAUCGAAAAGAGUCAAGAAUAAUGAUCCCGAAAAACAACGAACUCCAAAACGACAAAAAUAUCCUCCAGAAACUAGUGGAGAGAUCUGUAACAAAAGUAUUAAAGAAUCGGAAAGCAAUUCACCAAAUCACGACGAGUUUGAUACAUCUGAUACAGUUGACGAUAACGAUGACGACUCUGACUAUGUUUAUAAUUCGGAAUCUUCGUCCUGUGAAGAAACAAAGGUUACAAAGUCAGCUCGGAGCAAUUCACCACUUCACGACGAGUUUGUGAGAGUGAUAUAUAAUACCGACGAAGAUUAUUCUGAUGAAUCCGUUAAUUACGAUGACCCUAAUGACCCUGAUUAUGUUUAUAGCCCGUCUUCGUUGAAUAACGACGAAGAAACACCAUCUGUAUCGCCAGCCAAACGGACUAUUCACGAGCUUGACCAAUAUAUUAAUACAAAUAGUAAGGAUACCACG
This is a messenger RNA of Funneliformis caledonium, 966 nucleotides long. The record is from the annotation of a GenBank genome assembly. Lineage: Eukaryota; Fungi; Glomeromycota; Glomeromycetes; Glomerales; Glomeraceae.